Molecule: messenger RNA, 1723 nt
Organism: Volvox carteri f. nagariensis
Lineage: Eukaryota; Viridiplantae; Chlorophyta; Chlorophyceae; Chlamydomonadales; Volvocaceae
Exons: 7
Coding region: 1-987 (328 amino acids)
Source: RefSeq, a predicted model, not a curated record
AUGAGCUUCAAGUAUAUGCUAGGUGCACGUGGGGAAACAGGCUUUGGCUCAGCAAGCACUGCCGAAGCGGUAUGCUCCAAUUGGGACGGAAAGGGCUGUGUGGCCCUGGUCACAGGUGCAGCAGCGGGUUUGGGCUACGAGAGCGCCCGCGUGCUAGCUCAACGGGGAGCCCAUGUGGUUGUGGCGGUUAGGUCGCAGGUUCGGGCCGAAGCCACUGCGACCCGGCUGCGUACGGACGUACCCGGCGCCAAGGUAACCCCCCUGGAGCUGGAUCUGUCCUCCCUCGCGUCUGUACGGAGCGCGGUGGAUGCCUUCAAGGCCACGGGGCUGCCGCUAAACAUCUUGUUGUUGAACGCAGGCAUCAUGGCCUGCCCGGCCUUCGCGAACUCCAAGGAUGGCUUCGAGCUGCAGUGGGCCACCAACCACCUGGGGCACUUCGCCCUCACGCAGGGGCUGCUGGAGGUGAUGCUGACGUCGGCUUCUGGCAGCGGCAGGGAGGGUCGGGUGGUGGUGCUGUCGUCCAUGGGACAUCAUUUGUUUGAAGUGCCAGGAGGCAUCAAUUUUGAUGCUCUCCGCAGCGGUGCGGAUUACUCGCCAUUCAAGGCGUACGGCGUUAGUAAGCUCUGCAACAUCCUCUUCACGCGGGAGCUACAGCGCCAACUGGCGGGUAGGUGGUUAGAGCGGUUGAUCACGAUCCUGGGCAGGAGUGGCGGCGGUGGCGGCCGCUGCACGGGUUUCCGUACUGCGGCCGUAUCGCUCCAAUUCCUGUUGUUCAAGCCACUCGCCAAGACGAUCGCGCAGGGGGCUGCUACCCAGAUGCUGCUGGCUACGGCACCGAAUGUCGUACCAGGAGAGUACUACAGUGACUGCAACUUGGCGCCGUCAUCUCCAGCCUCCCACGACGGGGAGCUUGGGGCCCGGCUGUGGGCUUUCAGCGUGGAGGCGGUGAGGAAGGAGGCGGAAGAGGCGGUGAAGCGGCCUGCCUGAGCGCGUGUGUGUUUUGGAUAGGGCUUGGAAGGUGCGCGGGGUGUGUGUGUGUGUGUGUGUCAUCUCGGAGGCAUUUUGAAUUGGCGGGUGGUGGAUUUGAAGCGUGGACGAGAGGCAGAGCGGCGUACUGUGUUUUUUGGGCGGAGAUAAGCUGUAGGAUGGUUGAAUAUCUAUUUUAUUCAUAAAAUAAGUGGCAUCUUGACGUUGUUGCGUGAUGAUCACCCUCCUCCUCCUCUCCCUCUUUGGGCCAUCUUUGUUUAGUACUAAUUGUUAUCAUUAUUAUUAUUAUUGGGAGUGGUGAUGCUGCUAUUGCUGCUUGAAUUUUCUAUACUGACGUGUCAUCUGUAAAUUCUGUUGUUGAUUAGUAUUGCUAUCGUUGUUUUUGCCCCGCUGCUGGUGGACCUGCAGCCUGCAGUGGUGGCACUCUGAAGGUUCUGUUGACUGAGACCUGCAUUGGCAUUAGGAGGGGAUUGUUUUGCACACCACUACUGUCGUACAUGACCUCUAGGAGCGUUGGUUUACCUUUUGGAUGCUCCGAGCUGUUCAGUGAUCCGAACAAUCCCCACUUGAUGUGUGUGUGGGGGGGGCUUUGUGGUUGCCGCACUGAUGAUGUGUUUAACUGCAACCCCUGCUCCAAUAGGACACUCCUGACCUUGUUCGUACCUUGUUCACAUGAUUCUCCGACGGUCCCUCUUCCCCCCCAGAGGUCAAAGGCUUUUAAUCGUCACAUCACUUC